CCCAACUCUCAUUGGAAGCUGAAUUCCUUACUUUGCAGGGCGAAGUGCUCGCUGUCCAAAUUGGUCAACUGGCCAUAACAAGCUUGGUUCAAAAGCACAUCUUGCCUCGGACUACCUGCAACGCACCGCUGCCAUGCGGACAGUUUAUACGGAGCCUGCCAGCUCUCCAACAGACACCACACAACUGCUGGACGGUGUGGAUGCUCCAUGCCUCAAGCAUGACAGAACUCGGCACUUUCUGCGUACCCAUGGACGCCUCUUCAUACUGGUGCGUGGCCCUCCUGGCUCGGGCAAGAACAUUGUAGUGGCCAGGCUGGAAGAGCUGUACAUGGACAGCAGCAACCUGCCUGGCUCAGAUGUUUCUGAGUGCCAGAACUCCUUAACUGCAUCUGCGUCACAUGACACUACCUUUAGCAAAAUCGAAGCCUUUAUGAAGAAUGACAUACCCAUGCUGUGCAGACACACAGGCAUCAUGGUUUGGCACAUUACGAAGUAUCUGGCACUGACAUCAAAGUAUGGAUACACUGUUAUUCUCGUUGACAUGCCACAUCAGUCCGUCUCUGAUCCUAAGGUUCCAUACGAUGCCAUUAACAGCGGCAUGGGCCAGUCAAACCAAGUGAUGCAAUGGGAAGAUGUGCACCCCUUUGCCAUGGGCUGGUCUCCAAGGCCCAAGGAUGCAGCGUGGCUCCUAAGGCGUUUCCAACAGAUAAGGAACACUCUGCAUGAUGAAGGUCUGGCACUUGCUCUCAAAGAUGUAGCCAGCAGCCGCUUUUACCCCUUCUGUUUGGCAAAGCUCUGCCUUUUUGGGCACAGCGUCGCGGACAAGGAUUACUGCCACAGUGAAAGGGUGAGGCACGCCUAUGGGCGAAGCGACACAAUUCAUGUGUUUGGCUAUGCUGUCACUCAAGGCUUUGUGUUUGCUAUGGUGGAUCUCAGCGAAGAUCAGGCAUCACUGACUGGGAGCCUUGACAGUAUGGACAAAGCUGAUGGAGACGUAGAGGCAGUAACACGGCAGUUGUCCUUGAGCCUCGGCUUCCAAACGUGGGAACAAGUCAGCUGCACUGUCGACAUUUCCAAGUUUGCACCAAUGGAAGGUUGCGCUGACAAAGGCAAUUUGCGCCUUGGAGACAAGAUCAUUCUUAAAGAUGUGCACCCAUCAAGGAUCACCUUCAUGCCCCUUGGCCUAAUCAAUGGGACUGAGUACAGCUACAGCAAGGCGGUUGUUGCUUGUCGAGAACUGCUGUCAUCAAGGUUGCGAUCUUGGACUGAAACGGCAGUGGCGGGAGUGAAAUGUGCAAAGAGUGUCAGUGGCAUUGAGGUUUAUGGAUCAGCGGUGCCAACUGUAGAUGCCUGCCUCCUGGUUGUUGAUCGUGCAACCGUAGAGCUGGACGUUGUCUUCACAGGCUACUACCAGCCCCACACGACACCGCUCAGUGGCCGCAGCUGGUCAGGCGCACAAAAUACUGGCUCGACAAGACAGCCGUACAAUCGUCGCGGUCAUUACAGACCUUUCAACCGAUGUCACUGAGUGCGACAGUGCGUUGGUGCUAGUGCAUCCGCAGACACCCAAGACUGCGUAUUGAGAUGGAUACUCCAUUGUACAUGACUCGCAAGUGCCAGAGACUGGAGGCCCUCAAGUUAUGUUGCAACAUUCAUGCUCACUGAUGCCAGCACCUUUUUAUGAUUUAUAAAAAUGCUAUUUAUCACUUGGUGAACUGAUCAAAGAUCAAAAGCAAGGAUCAAAAGCAAGGAUCAAAAAGGAACAUACAAUGACGAUUUUUGUGAGUGUCUGCUACUUCACACUGUGAUACGGCUGUGCCUAUCAUUCUAUCAUUUGAGAUCUUUCUAGUCUAAUGAACAUCGCCAAAAUAUGUAUGUGUGGCACCUAAUCCUAAUUGUAUGCACUUCUUUUGAAUAAAAUUAUUACUUUUGGUAACCAGACUUUGAUCUCAUGGUUCCAGCGCAAAACAGUCUAAACUCUGAAAUAAGAAAUGGCACUUCAGCAGCACAGCAACAUACAACUGCAUGCACACGCGUAUAUUUUCCAGGCUUUGGUAAGCAACUAACGUAGCUUAGAGAAGCACCUGUGUGGUUCUCAAUUACUCUAUUAUUUCUGUGCAAUCUGCCCUCGGUUGUAACAAAUCAUAAUCAUUGUUUGCUGCACAAGCAAGAAUAGUAUGAUUGAUGCAUAAUUCUUUGUUGUUGCAAAUUUCCUAUGUUGAUUUGCCCUGAAGCAUUUGUUGAAAAAGCAGAGGGGCUGACACUGAAACAGAAACAAAUGCAGUCGAACCCACUUAUAGCAUUACCGGUUUUAACAAUAUUUUGAUGUAACAACAAACUUUUGUGUUUGUUUCAUAGGAAAAUAAACUGCUUACUGUAAUGUU
Messenger RNA from Dermacentor silvarum, 2384 nucleotides. RefSeq lists its product as uncharacterized. Lineage: Eukaryota; Metazoa; Arthropoda; Arachnida; Ixodida; Ixodidae. The transcript has 8 exons. Gene Ontology annotation, biological process: cyclic nucleotide catabolic process. Gene Ontology annotation, molecular function: 2',3'-cyclic-nucleotide 3'-phosphodiesterase activity. Gene Ontology annotation, cellular component: cytoplasm; membrane. Bases 134 to 1528 code for a protein of 464 amino acids. The record is from RefSeq and is a predicted model, not a curated record.